Nanorana parkeri is the source of this 1296-nucleotide messenger RNA. It is a transcript of the gene CKB, whose product is annotated as creatine kinase B. The transcript is spliced from 10 exons. NCBI's taxonomy places the organism in Eukaryota, Metazoa, Chordata, Amphibia, Anura, Dicroglossidae. Gene Ontology annotation, biological process: phosphocreatine biosynthetic process. The record is from RefSeq and is a predicted model, not a curated record. Gene Ontology annotation, molecular function: creatine kinase activity. Bases 40 to 1185 code for a protein of 381 amino acids.
CCCUCCUCCUGUCUUAUUAAUUAUCUGUAAAGUGCAAUCAUGCCUUUCGGCAACUCUCACAACAAACUGAAGAUGAAGUACUCUGUGGAUGAGGAGUUUCCCGACUUGAGCUCCCACAACAACCAUAUGGCCAAGGUACUGACCAAAGAGCUGUAUGAUCGUCUGAGGAACAAAGAGACGCCAAGUGGAUUUACUGCGGAUGAUGCCAUUCAGACUGGGAUUGACAACCCAGGCCACCCCUAUAUUAUGACCGUGGGAUGUGUCGCUGGGGAUGAAGAGUGCUAUGAUGUGUUCAAAGAGCUGUUUGACCCCAUCAUUGAAGAGCGACAUGGUGGUUACAAGCCAACAGACCAACACAAGACUGACCUGAAGUCUGAAAACUUGAAGGGCGGUGAUGACCUGGACCCAAACUAUGUCAUUAGCUCCCGUGUUAGAACUGGCAGGAGUAUCCGUGGUUUUUGCCUUCCACCUCACUGCAGCCGCGGGGAAAGAAGAGCCGUUGAAAAACUCUCCAAUGAAGCUUUAGAUAGCCUGGAUGGAGACCUGAAAGGAAAGUACUAUGCUCUCAAGAGUAUGACAGACGCAGAGCAGCAGCAGCUCAUUGAUGACCACUUCUUGUUUGACAAGCCAGUAUCUCCCCUGCUUCUGGCCUCAGGGAUGGCGCGGGACUGGCCUGACGCCAGAGGAAUCUGGCACAAUGACAACAAGACUUUCCUUGUCUGGAUCAAUGAGGAGGAUCAUCUCCGUGUCAUCUCUAUGCAGAAAGGUGGCAACAUGAAGGAAGUCUUCAAGAGGUUCUGUGAUGGUUUGACUAAAAUUGAAACCCUGUUCAAGGAGAAAGGCUACCAGUUUAUGUGGAAUCAGCAUCUUGGCUACAUCCUCACCUGCCCAUCCAACCUUGGAACUGGUCUCCGCGCCGGCGUCCACAUAAAGUUGCCAAAUUUGAGCAAGAACGAAAAAUUUGGAGACAUCCUGAAGAGGCUCAAACUGCAAAAGAGAGGAACAGGUGGAGUUGACACUGCAGCUGUUGGAGGAGUCUUCGAUGUAUCAAACGCCGACCGUCUUGGCUUUUCAGAGGUGGAACUGGUUCAGACGGUGGUUGAUGGUGUGAAGCUUCUGGUAGAAAUGGAAAAGCGUCUGGAGAAGGGCCAGUCAAUUGAGGACCUCAUCCCCCCACAGAAAUAAUUGCACUUUAAUGGCCAUGCUUUCUAAUUUAUUGGAUCAAUAGCCUCACUGAGACCUUGGGACCCGCCUCCUGCUUAGUAAUGUAGAAAUGUCUUCCAUCUGUUCAUGGUU